UUUUAAUCGCAACUUUGACGUUAUUUGAAGGCUUGUGCGUCCAUGUGUGUUCAUUGAGGUAUUGCAAGCAGGAGUCGUGAAGAUACGCCAUGUGGUACGCGUGGUCUCUGCUGUUGUUAUGUCUUUCUACAGUUACGAGUACACCUUUGUGGAAGCAAAACAGAUUCGAAAAUUCUAGUUUCUUGGAUGACUGGAACUUGGACGGUGACCAUGACUUUGGGAAUGAGUCGAUGGCCGUCGUUAACGAUCCCGAUGGUAGUUCCUCGAAGAAAGUCUUGAGAGUCUUCUACAAGAAUGGUUCCUAUUCCGGAUCCGGAGAUUACAGGGGAGCUCAGUUUUACGCCCGACCCACCUCUCCUCGAACCUGUCUUAUCUUGGACUACAAGAUCUACUUCGCGGAAAAUUUCGAUUUCGUAGAGGGAGGUAAGCUGCCUGGUCUUUGGGGAGGGAGCCAGGAGUGUUCUGGGGGAAGAAACGCAGACGAAUGUUUCUCCACUCGAUACAUGUGGCGCUCGGGGGGUGAUGGUGUCGUGUACGCCUACAUUCCUGACAAUCAGAAUUGCGGUUUCUGCGACAGAAACGAAGUCCAUUGUAAUUAUGAUUAUGGACAUGAUAUUGGUAGAACAUGGGUGUUUAAGACAGGGCAAUGGCAGAGUAUCAGGCAGAAAGUGAAGCUGAACUCGGUUGGUUCAAAAAAUGGGGUUUUGACGGUCAGGUUUAACAAAAAUAAGGUAUUGCAGGUUAAGAAUUUGGUCUUCCGGAACUCUAAUAACAUUAAGGUUGAAGGAAUCUUCUUCUCCACCUUCUUCGGCGGAGGAAGUUCAAGUUGGGCGACGCCAAAGGACACCUACACUUACUACAAGGACUUCAAGUUGUCCGACAUGGGUUGCUGAGGCUGCUUUGAAAUAAAUCCUUGGAUAAAACAA
Haliotis rufescens (red abalone) is the source of this 926-nucleotide messenger RNA. RefSeq lists its product as uncharacterized. Bases 90 to 893 code for a protein of 267 amino acids. The transcript is spliced from 3 exons. The record is from RefSeq and is a predicted model, not a curated record. NCBI's taxonomy places the organism in Eukaryota, Metazoa, Mollusca, Gastropoda, Lepetellida, Haliotidae.